Myotis daubentonii (Daubenton's bat) is the source of this 1980-nucleotide messenger RNA. It is a transcript of the gene NXN, whose product is annotated as nucleoredoxin. Gene Ontology annotation, cellular component: nucleus. Gene Ontology annotation, molecular function: thioredoxin-disulfide reductase (NADPH) activity. Gene Ontology annotation, biological process: negative regulation of Wnt signaling pathway; negative regulation of protein ubiquitination. The record is from RefSeq and is a predicted model, not a curated record. Lineage: Eukaryota; Metazoa; Chordata; Mammalia; Chiroptera; Vespertilionidae.
GGCUGGGCUCUCCUCCGGCCGCCGUUGCUGCCGCCGCCUCCGCCCGCCGCGCGGACCGAGGGAGCGGGUGGCCGCUGCCUGCGCGCCCGGGGCCGGGGCUGCGGUGGGCCAGGAUGUCGGGCUUCCUGGAGGAGCUGCUGGGCGAGAAGCUGGUGACGGGCGGCGGCGAGGAGGUGGACGUGCACUCCCUGGGCGCCCGCGGCAUCUCGCUGCUCGGGCUCUACUUCGGCUGCAGCCUGAGCGCCCCCUGCGCGCAGCUCAGCGCCAGCCUGGCCGCUUUCUACAGCCGCCUGCGGGGGGACGCGGCGGCCGGGCCGGGGGCGGGAGCCGGAGCGGGGCCGGGGGCCGGGGCGGCCGCGGAGCCGGACUCCCGGCGCCGCCUGGAGAUCGUCUUCGUGUCCUCGGACCAGGACCAGCGGCAGUGGCAGGACUUCGUGCGAGACAUGCCGUGGCUGGCGCUGCCCUACAAGGAGAAGCACAGGAAGCUUAAACUUUGGAACAAAUACCGAAUUUCCAACAUUCCAUCACUGAUAUUCCUAGAUGCCACCACCGGGAAGGUUGUGUGCAGGAAUGGGCUGCUGGUGAUCCGUGAUGACCCAGAAGGUUUGGAAUUCCCUUGGGGACCUAAGCCCUUCAGGGAAGUCAUUGCAGGGCCCUUGCUUAGAAAUAAUGGGCAGUCCCUGGAGAGCAGCAGCCUGGAGGGGUCUCACGUGGGCGUCUAUUUCUCCGCACACUGGUGUCCCCCUUGCCGAAGCCUCACCCGGGUCCUGGUGGAAUCCUACCGGAAGAUCAAGGAGGCAGGCCAGAAAUUCGAGAUCAUCUUUGUUAGUGCAGACAGGUCAGAGGACUCCUUCAAACAGUACUUCAGCGAGAUGCCCUGGCUCGCCGUCCCCUACACCGACGAGGCCCGGCGGUCGCGCCUCAACCGGCUGUAUGGAAUCCAAGGCAUCCCCACCCUCAUCGUGCUGGACCCGCAGGGGGAGGUGAUCACGCGGCAGGGGCGGGUGGAGGUGCUGAACGACGCGGACUGCAGGGAGUUCCCGUGGCACCCCAAGCCCGUGCUGGAACUGUCCGACUCCAACGCCGUGCAGCUCAACGAGGGCCCCUGCCUCGUCCUUUUUGUAGAUUCUGAGGAUGAUGGGGAGUCCGAGGCGGCCAAGCAGCUGAUCCAGCCCAUAGCUGAGAAGAUCAUCGCCAAGUACAAAGCCAAAGAGGAGGAGGCGCCGCUCCUGUUCUUCGUGGCGGGGGAGGAUGACAUGACCGACUCCCUGCGAGACUACACCAACCUGCCCGAGGCCGCCCCCUUGCUCACCAUCCUGGACAUGUCAGCCCGGGCCAAGUACGUGAUGGACGUGGAGGAGAUCACCCCUGCCAUUGUGGAGGCCUUUGUGAAUGACUUCCUAGCAGAAAAGCUCAAACCAGAGCCCAUCUAGUGGGGCUCCGGCCUCGGGAGACAUUAUUUAAAACUCGGUCUUCUCCUCCUCCUCCUCUCCCCCUUCCUUCCCUCCGCCCAUGGACUCUCCCAGCGUGUCCUGAAUCACACAACCCAAGUGUCCAACCUCUCUUGUGGUGCCUUGUUUUCUGCAUUAACUCCUCAGCCAGCACCCUGGGUGCGCAUCCUCUCAGCAGCAGAAGAACCGCCAUGUUUGGAGACGCUGCUUGAGAUUCGCAGGGUUGCCGUAACCCGGCCAGGGCUGGGGCUGCGUCACUCCCUGUCACCAGGUGUUCCACCGAGCGAGCCUGGGGGACAGCGCGCGGUGCUCUGGCUCACACAGUUCAGUGGCACAGGUGGGGCAGGGACAGGGCCACUGCCUGUCAGGCCUUAGCUGAGAGCUUCUGGUGAGAAAGCCUUUCUAGGUGACUGUCUCGGUCUAGGGAAAACUAGCUUGUCCGUUGGUUCUUGGGCAAUUGAUCUUGGAUCUCAAAGGAAGCUUGUGUUCUUUUCUGGUGAGAAGGAAAAAAAAAUAGCUACAGUCAUGA